AAGAAAGGAAGCUUGAGAAAAUCAGGAAGGCUAGAGAGAGAGAGAGAAAUCGGGUAUGUCAUCAUCACAGGGUAAUAACGAUCCACGUAUGCCAUCAGCGGCGAAGCCGUACGUGGCUCCGCCGGUUUCCCCGCAAGACAUGCCGAUUGAUUACGCCGGUUUCAUCGCCGUCCUAUUCGGCGUCGCCGGCGUCAUGUUCAGGUACAAGCUAAGCUCGUGGCUGGCUCUCAUAUUCUGUGCGCAAUCCGUUGCGAACAUGAGGAAUGUGGAAAAUGAUCUCAAACAAGUUAUGAUGGCUAUGAUGUUUUCCUUAAUGGGAUUGAUGACAAUCUACUUUGGACCUCCUAGACCCGGCAAGCAAAGUUGAGAUGUCAAGUGUUUGAGGUAGAAAUGCCCUUUUUGUGGGGUCUUUUCGGGAAUUAAACCAACAAACUUCAGAGGAAGUUUAAGGUCAUUAGGAGUUUCUCAUUUCUUUAUGUGGCUUUUCAUUUGGCUGUACUGAAGAUGCUUGCGAAGACUGGAUACCGGUGUAUUUAGACAAUUUGAUGUUAUGAACAUUAAACAUUAAAGAUAGAUUAGUUUAGAAAUAUGAGGAAAGCGAUACAAUUAAGCGGUAAGUGGGAUAUGUCCGUAGUUUUGUUAUAAAAUGCAUGUAAAGUGCAUCGUUCCUGCUGUUAAAAAAAGAACCUGCAAAAAUCAGAAAAUAUAUUCAUACGGUAACAAGUUG
Molecule: messenger RNA, 727 nt
Organism: Gastrolobium bilobum
Lineage: Eukaryota; Viridiplantae; Streptophyta; Magnoliopsida; Fabales; Fabaceae
Product: protein Asterix
Exons: 3
Coding region: 56-367 (103 amino acids)
Biological process (GO): protein insertion into ER membrane
Cellular component (GO): endoplasmic reticulum membrane
Molecular function (GO): protein folding chaperone
Source: RefSeq, a predicted model, not a curated record